AUGGCGACCAAUGAUGAUCUUGAUGAUUUCUUUAAAAAGAAAGAUCGUAAAGGACAUAAAAAUAAAAAACAAUCCGGUUUAUUAACUAAUAAUCAAGAAUUACUUAAGCAAUUAGAAAUUGUCACAUCGGCAACAUCUGCAUUUAAAGAAAAUCUAUAUCUUGAUGAAGACGAUGAAGAAUUACAAAAGAACGAUGAACCCGUUCUUGUGGCAAGCCUAACUGAAGAAAUUCGUAAAAAUCCAAUUAAAUCUAAUAAAAACAAAAUUCCUGAUAAUACUAAAACUCUUCAUGAACAAGAAAUAAUCAAUUCUGAAGACGGACAACAAGACGAAUGGGAAGAUUUCGAAUCGUCAGCUAUUAAAUAUGAACAAUUACGUUUAAAAUUUGCAGCUGGAAAUAAUGAUAAUGACGAUGAAUAUGAUGAUGAUGAAAAUAAUCAUAAUGAUAAUGAUCAUAAUAAUGAUACAGCUAGUGAUCGUAAUCAACAAAAAGAUAAACCUGCUUGGAGCAUUGAUCAAAAGAAUCAAGAAAAAGAAACAAAUGUUCCUGUUAUAGCAGAAAAAAUUGUUGAAGAUCGACCAGCUCCAGUAAAACCAACAGCAGCCGGAGCUUAUCGACCGCCAGCAUUACGUGGUAAUUCGUCAUCAGUUACCGUUGUUAGCGGUAACCCGCAACGAGUGGCAAAAAAGAAAGAACCAAAUUUAGCUUCAACCGAUGAAUUUCCAACGCUCGGAUCAGCUGUUCAUAAAAAAUAA
Rotaria socialis is the source of this 756-nucleotide messenger RNA. NCBI's taxonomy places the organism in Eukaryota, Metazoa, Rotifera, Eurotatoria, Philodinida, Philodinidae. The record is from the annotation of a GenBank genome assembly.